AUGUCAGACACCACGCUCUCGCCCAGACUCCGACACCUGUUGAUCAAGGACGACAAUGCGCCCAUCGCUAGCCUUCCGCCCAUCCGCGCGUACCCCUCUCCUACACGUCCUCGAUUCAGUACCCGCCCCAGCUCUGGAAUCAUGCUUCCGCCUGUAUCGCCCACGAGCGACGGGCAGGGUUGGUCGGCGUCAGACUCGCCUCCCUCUUCUCACUCGCAGCAACGUCCUUCAACCUCUCCGUCUACACCAUCGCACUUGAUUCUGCCGCACCCAAACAGACGGAGCAACAGCAUCAUGGCGCUGUUGAACUCGCAACCUCCAUCGCCAACGCCCUCAUCCAACAACUCCUCGGCCGGCUCUGUGAUUCGGGCAGAGCCAGAAUGGCAGCGACCAAGUCUAUCGUAUCCGCGACGCCCGCCUCCUGCGACGUUUCCAACCAUUGAACAAUCUAGCUCUGCAGCGUACUUUGACGAGCGCCCAUCCUUGCCUCCCACACCUGGGUCAUACUACCAGUCCAUGUCUGCCGACGGGUCAUCCGACGAAAGGCCUACCGUCUACCGGCGACAUUCGUCGCAUCCUUAUGAACGGUAUGACCGUUCUGUGUAUGCCCCUCCCUACCACCCUCCAGUGCACCGGCAUUCUACCCCUCACCACACCCUGCCGCCCUCAACGAGCCUGAUGUCUCCCCCAUCGGUGCCUGUGUAUCUCGAUGGUACGCGUCCGAGCCCUUACGAUGACUUUCGAAUCAUCAGCACGGCAUCGCGGGCUCCCAUCUCGAGAACAACCAAGGCUUGCAACUCUUGCAGGAGCAGGAAGGUGAGAUGUGAUGCGGGAGCGGCGAACGGGGGUGUAGCAACUGGAAAGGAACCGUGUAUGAGGUGUAGGGAGAGUGGCCUGGAAUGUGUGUAUUCCACAGUACAGAAGAAGCGCGGACCGUGUCCUGGGACCGCGAGGCCUUCCGUCAGCAAGUCUCGACGAUCAUCCAGUCAAUCGCGCCAGAGCCGGUCCCAAGCACGCGGCUCCAUGUCUUCAAAGCCACAACUAUCCCCCAUGGCAUCCCAUCGCUCGAGUGUCGCCUCUUCCAGAAGCAUCCAGGAUGUGGUCACUCCGGAGGACACGCCAUGGUCUCACACCCCACAUGGGUAUGGGUUCCCUUUCCCUGCCGCCUCCAAUGGUGUUCAGGUGCAGGGGUACGACUGGCAUGCUGCCAAUAGUGGGGCUGGGAGCGACAAGAUGCCACCCGCUUGGACGGGAGCGCAGGUUGGACCGAGAGGUUCAUAUAGCACCACUCCAUGGGAUGAGAGGAGAUGGUCUGCGGAAGGAGGUGUCAGGGGGUAUCCUUAA
This is a messenger RNA of Cryptococcus wingfieldii CBS 7118, 1344 nucleotides long. RefSeq lists its product as hypothetical. Gene Ontology annotation, biological process: regulation of DNA-templated transcription. Gene Ontology annotation, molecular function: DNA-binding transcription factor activity, RNA polymerase II-specific; zinc ion binding. Lineage: Eukaryota; Fungi; Basidiomycota; Tremellomycetes; Tremellales; Cryptococcaceae. The record is from RefSeq and is a predicted model, not a curated record. The transcript has 2 exons. The coding region runs from base 1 to 1344 and encodes 447 amino acids.